This is a messenger RNA of Diospyros lotus (date-plum), 846 nucleotides long. RefSeq lists its product as uncharacterized. The transcript has 3 exons. The record is from RefSeq and is a predicted model, not a curated record. The coding region runs from base 88 to 561 and encodes 157 amino acids. NCBI's taxonomy places the organism in Eukaryota, Viridiplantae, Streptophyta, Magnoliopsida, Ericales, Ebenaceae.
AUAUUCCCCAAUCACUUCGAAAUCUACUCCAUCGUCUUGCCUCCCCAAUUCUGAGAAAAAAAUCACAAAAUCUCAACGAAUCCAGCCAUGGCCGCCAAGCCGCUCUUCGUCGUUGCUCUCCUUAUCCUCUCCCUCUCUCACCUCUCCUCUUCAAAUGCUAUCCUUGAUGAGUCAUCUGUACCUUCGCCGUCGACGGCCCACGCCGAGCUAAAUAACUACGGCUUCCCCACCGGCCUGCUCCCGGCCGACGUGCUAGGCUACAGCCUCAACACCACCUCCGGCGAAUUCGCCAUCCGCCUCGGCGACGACUGCAAGCUCACCCUCCCUCCGGACAACUACAAGGCCACCUACUCCAGGCGCAUCACCGGCAAAAUCGUGGCCGGCCGCAUCGCGGAUCUCGACGGCAUUAGGGUUCGGGCGUUCUUCAAGUGGUGGUCCAUCACCGGCAUCCGGUCCAGCGGCGACGAUUUGGUGUUCGAGGUCGGCAUGGUCACCGCCAAAUACCCCUCCAAGAACUUUGUCGAGAGUCCAGCGUGCGAGGGCAAGCGCUCCGAUUCGUAGGUGAUAUGUUCAAGUUGUGGAAAUAGCCUAUCUGCAAAACAAUGAUCUUAUCGGCUGCUUUUGAGCUAUAGAUUGUGCGGUAGAUUCGACAGAUAAGCUAGGGGAUUAUGACCAAAAAAGCUUGCUUAAGGCGUUAUAGUGAAUAAAGUCUAGGCAAAUGCUUUAUGUGAAACAUUUCCCACUUCGUGGUGUGCUGUAUAUUCAGACAUAUACUCUGUUACUUAUCCAUGAGUACUACAUUAACUUUGUAUUGGCUAAGCUGUUUCCCCCCUCCUCAUUUAAUCA